UACAAUCUUUACUAUAUCUAAAAGAUGACAAAACCAGGUUACAUUAAUGCUGCAUUUCGUUCAUCUGUAAACAGUGAAGCUUACUUAUUCAUCGAUGAUAAGUUUGUGUUGUUGAAUUAUGCUCCCGGAACCGGUGACGAUAAACUUUUGAGCGGCCCUUCUCCUCUUCCUGCUGGGUUUAAAUCCCUUGCUGGGACAGUGUUUGGAACCUAUGGAGUUGAUGGUGCCUUUAACACCGAUAACAACGAAGCUUUCAUCUUUUAUGAGAACCUUACUGCUCUCAUAGACUAUGCUCCUCACACCGAAGAUGACAAAAUCAUCUCUGGUCCUAGGAAAAUCUCCGACACGUUUCCUUUUUUCGCAGGAACGGUGUUUGAAAACGGGAUUGACGCUGCAUUCAGAUCAACUAUUGGCAAAGAAGUUUACAUUUUCAAGGGAGACCAGUAUGCUAAAAUAGACUAUGGGAAGAACUAUCUUGUUCAAAGUAUCAAGAGCAUUAGUGCAGGUUUCCCUUGUCUUGCUGGAACAAUCUUUGAAAAUGGAGUGGAUGCUGCUUUCGCUUCUCACAGGACCAAUGAAGCUUACCUUUUCAAAGGAGAUUACUAUGCACUUCUCAGCUUUAACCCGACUGGAGCAGAUGACUAUAUUAUCGGUGGUGUGAAGCUCAUUCUUGAGAAUUGGCGUUCUCUUCGUGGUAUAAUACCUCAGAAAAGUUAAAUGUGGGGUGUGUGUGUGUGUGAUAUCAUCAUUCAAGUAUGGUAUUAAGAAUAAAGACCGUUGUUGUCUGUUGCUGUGACUACUGUGUUUUAUGUUUGAUGUUAUGUGUGUGGUCUUUUCCUUAUGUUGUUUCUAGUUGUCAAUGUUUGCUUAUGUUGUUAAUGUGAACUAUGUAAUGACAUGCACUAUGUGCGCAUAAUGGAAAUAAUAUAUAAGUGUGUAUGUUCAGUA
This is a messenger RNA of Vicia villosa (hairy vetch), 948 nucleotides long. Its product is annotated as albumin-2-like. NCBI's taxonomy places the organism in Eukaryota, Viridiplantae, Streptophyta, Magnoliopsida, Fabales, Fabaceae. The record is from RefSeq and is a predicted model, not a curated record. Bases 25 to 717 code for a protein of 230 amino acids. The transcript has a single exon.